Molecule: messenger RNA, 512 nt
Organism: Paramecium sonneborni
Lineage: Eukaryota; Ciliophora; Oligohymenophorea; Peniculida; Parameciidae
Source: the annotation of a GenBank genome assembly
AUUUUAGUGAUCUGUAGAUUAAAAAAUUUAUUAAAAUUAAUGAAAACAAGGAAUUCUUAGAGAUAGUAUUAAAGAGAAGACUUAUCAGUGACUUGUUAAGAGGUAUUAACAAUAAUUUCUCAUAUAAUCUCAUACCUUAUAUAUUCACUAUUUUUAAGCCUUAUUUUAGAAUUUAUCUAUGAGUGAAUUUCCCCUUAAUAGUAGUGCUUAGACUCCAAGAAAGAAAAGAGGACCAAUCUGUAAGAAACACAAAUAUGUACUUCUGUUAUUUAAAUAAAGACCACAAUAAAUUUGAAAAAACAUAAAUCCUCGAAAUAAUUUAUCUGCUAUGAAGAUAGAGAUUUAAAUAUUCCAGAGAAAUAUUAAUCAAUGUUAUAAAAACAUGUAAGAAUUAUAUUUAAAAAAUAAAGAAAUCAGAUGAUGAUAGAGAUUCUGAUGAUGAAUAAAUAAAACAUGCCAUUAAUUACUUGUACAAAGACUUAUUAUAAUGUAUUGAAAGAGAAAAGAAUUGA